This is a messenger RNA of Plutella xylostella (diamondback moth), 5357 nucleotides long. Lineage: Eukaryota; Metazoa; Arthropoda; Insecta; Lepidoptera; Plutellidae. The record is from RefSeq and is a predicted model, not a curated record.
CUUACUCUGUGAAUGACGCUUUUUUUUGGCUUUGGCUAGCUUGUUUUUAUUUUAUGCCGCGGUGUAAAAUGGGAAAUUAAAAUAAGAUUCCCAUGAUGAGUAAGCGUCGCCGUGCAUCGUCAGUGGCGAGCCGCGGGGCUGAUGGAGACGAGAGUGAUGACGCGCUGGACAACCCCGGCCCGCCGCCCUCCACUCGGAAGAAGAAGAAAUUAGACCCGGGUGAAAUGUGCCAGCAACUGUACGACACCAUCCGUUCAUACAAGAAGGAGGAUGGCACUCCACUCUGUGAUUCCUUCAUCAGAGCCCCGAAGCGGCGACAGGAGCCACAGUACUAUGAAGUUGUCUCACAGCCUAUUGAUUUGUUGAGAGUUCAACAAAAACUAAAGACAGACACUUAUGAGGACAUUGAGGAGCUGUCGGCUGAUAUUGAGUUACUAGUGAACAACGCUAAGGCAUUCUACAAACCAGACUCAGUGGAAUACAAGGAUGCCAUAGAGCUGUGGAGUCUGUACACCAGGACUAAGCAAGCUUUAGAAAACGGUGAAGACAUAAAGGCGAAGCAGGGCCGCACGGGCUCGGUGUCGCGGCGGUCGGACAACGCGGAGGAGAUGUCCGAGACCUCCACCAACUACGAGGGGGAUAGCGAGUUUGAAGAGCUGUUUAAUGCUGUAAUGUCGGCUCACGUGGACGGGCGUCCGCUCUACACUGCCUUCCAGUUCCUGCCCUCAAAGCGUCUCUACCCCGAGUACUAUGACGUCAUAGAGACCCCCAUAGACCUGAAGACCAUAGCGCAAAAGAUCCAGGCGGGAGACUAUUCCACUCUGAAUGAUUUGGAGAAAGAUCUGCAGCUGAUGGUCAGGAAUGCGUGUCAUUUCAACGAGCCCGGUAGCCAGAUUUACAAGGCUGCUAAGACUUUGAAGAAGGUGAUAACAACCCGCAAACAAGAGAUAGACCAGCACGGGCGCGGCCACCCCGCCAAGACGUCGGAGCGCAUCCGCAGCAAGCGCACGUCCCGCGCCGCGCCCGCGCCUUCGAGUAGCGCGCUGGCAAUUAUGGAGCCCCCGGACUCUGAUGCAGAGAGUGAAGUAAAGCAUUCCGAAGAGAGUGGAGCAGAGAGUGACGAGGAGAAGGCUGACAACGAGGACUCCCCUCAGUGGAAACUGCUGGAGACCAUCCGGAACCAUCCUGGCCCUGACGGCUCACCAAUGUCAACAGCCUUCCUCAAGCUGCCCUCCCGUCGUUUCUACCCGGACUACUACAAAGAGAUAAAGAACCCAGUCUCACUGAACCAGAUCCGGAACAAGAUCCGCCGCGGCGCCUACGGAACCCUGUCCGAAGUGGCCGGGGACAUGAACAUCAUGUUCGAGAAUGCUAAGCAGUAUAAUAUUAAUACUUCCAAGCUGUAUAAGAAUGCUGUUAAGUUGCAGAGACUGAUGCAACAACGCGUGCAAGAGUUGUUAGAGCUGGCGCAGAGCUCGUCCAGCGACGACGAGAGCCUGUCGUCCGUGAAGAGCCAGGCGCAGGCCAACACUCCCCGCCCCAGGGGACGCCCGCGCAACAACCCUCUGCCGCCCAACGCUUCAUCCCCGGUGCAUUCCCCUCUGAUGAAACACAACUUGCCACUCAAGAAGAAGCUCCACGCCAUAGCCAAGUAUCUACUAGAGUACACCUGCUCGGACGGGAGACAACCGAUGUUGCUGUUUAUGGAGAAACCCUCGAAGAAAUUGUACCCGCACUAUUAUAAUGUGAUCGAGAAGCCCAUUGAUAUGAUCACGAUUGAGAGCAAUAUUAAGAACGACCGCUACAGCUCAAUCGACGAGAUGGUGUCAGACUUCCGUCUGAUGUUCGCCAACUGCCGUCAGUUCAACGAGGAGGGGUCCAUGGUGUAUGAAGACGCGAACCUGUUGGAGAGAGCGCUGACAGAGCGACUGCGGGGCGAGGGGAAGACGCCGGCGACCAGCAAGAAUAGCGCUGUCAAGGUAUACAAGGCAACGAAACGCUCAAUGGGCCCGCAUGAGCAGAAGUUAAGAUCGCUGUACGAUGCCAUCCGAGACUUCAGGGAUCCUAAAGCGAACCGCCAGCUAGCCCUAAUCUUCAUGAAACUACCAAGCAAGACGGAAUACCCGGACUAUUACGAACUUAUCAAGAACCCAAUAGACAUGGAGAAGAUAGCGCACAAACUGAAGAACCAGGUGUACAAGAGUGUGAACGAGUUGGCUUCAGAUUUUGUGCUGAUGUUUGAUAACGCGUGCAAGUAUAACGAGCCCGAUAGUCAGAUAUACAAGGACGCGCUUACACUGCAGAGAGUUUGUUUGCAGACGAAGCAGACUUUGAGGGACGAUGACGACACGGUCCCCGACGUGCCGGCGGCCGUGCAGGAGCUGCUCGUGAGCCUGUUCACCACCGUGUACAACCACCAGGACGACGAGGGCAGAUGUUUCUCGGACAGCAUGGCGGAACUCCCAGAGCACGAUGAGUCUAUGGGCGGAGAGAGAGUGCGCGCGAUAUCUCUGGACCUGGUGAAGAGGAGACUGGACAAGGGCUUGUACAAGCGACUCGACCACUUCCAGACGGACAUGUUUGCUGUUUUUGAGAGAGCACGCCGCCUAUCCCGCACCGACAGCCAAAUCUUCGAAGACGCAGUUGAACUCCAAUCCUACUACAUAGAACAACGGGACAAGCUAUGCGCAGGCACUUUACAGUCCCCAGCUCUUAGCUUUACUAAGGAAUUGAUGACUACGAGUAUAGAGCUGGUGAAGCAAUGCAAGCUGCUGCAGGAGAAUACUGAUGAGGAUGAGACCAGGUCCAGCACAGACGAGUCGAUGCCGGCGGGCGGCACGGCGCUGCAGCACGCGCAGUACCUGAAGGGAGACUUCGUGUACCUGCAGCCGGACAAGGGCAAGAAGGAGUCGCCUAUAGUGCAGGUGGAACGCGUAUGGACUAACAACGAAGGUGUACCGAUGAUGUACGCCAACGUCUAUUUCAGACCACACGAGACGUUCCACGUGCGCACGCGCAAGUUCCUCCCGCAAGAGGUGUUCAAAACGGAGACGCACCGCACCGCGCCGCUAGACACAGUCGCCGGGCAGUGCUAUGUCAUGAAUGUCAAGGACUACUUCAAGUUUAAACCUGAAGGCUACGCCGACAAAGACGUGUACGUGUGCGAGAGUCGCUACAGCACUCGCUACAAGACGUUCAAGAAGAUCAAGCUGUGGGAGGGCGCCGAGAAGGAGGCCACGCUAGUGCCGCGCGAUGUGCCUCUGGAGCCUCUCCGCAGCGUGUCAGUGUUCCGCGAGCGCGUGGAGAAGCACCGCGACGAGCUCGCCGAGCUGGAGGUGCUCGAGCAUGUGCAGGAGAAGGAGAGACCGGACAUCCAACAAUACAACCCAAUGGGCACAGACGACGAGAACACGUACUACGAACAGUACAACACGGUCUGCUCCGGCGUAGUCAAGACCGGCGACUACGUGGUGGUAGUCACGGAUGGCGGCAAGCAACUCAUCGCGCAAGUCGACACUAUAUGGGAGACCGGCGACAACAAGGGAUACUUCCGUGGUCCGUUCCUGAUCUUCCCGUCUGAAGUGGCUAACAUCAUCAACAAGCCGUUCUACAAGCAAGAGGUGUUACUCACGACGAUGCACGACACGAGCCCGCUGGUCGGCAUCAUCGGCAAGUGCGCCGUGCUCGACUACGAAGAGUACCUCAAGUGUCGUCCGACAGAGAUCCCAGAAUCGGACGUGUUCGUGUGCGAGUCUCUGUACGACGAGUCCAACCGCGUCGCGCGGAAACUCAAGUCGGGGCUCAGGAAGUUCGAGCAUAGCAAGGACGUCACUGUUGAUGAGAUCUACUACUUCCCGAAGCGGCUGGGCCCGCCGCCUCUAGCCAGCGCGCAGGAGGUGCAGUCCGUGGCCUACAGCGGCAAGAGCUACAACUCUAACGCUGACAUGGACGCCAAGCCCCAGUUCACGGCGCUGAUCAACACCACAAUCGGCAGCCAGGACGUCGAGAUGAUACUGGAGAACUCGCUCGACGAGUCAUCGCUCGCCUCGCCCGCCACGCCGCUUUCUAUUGGUGGCAACAGCAACCCCUACAACCCGUCCAUGAGCGCGACCCCGAGCCAGGACCGGUUCAGCGCGACGCCCACGCCCGCUAGCAAGAAGAAGAAGGAACAGAAGCAGAAGAUUGUCACUGGCUAUAUAUUGUACUCGAGUGAAGUGCGGAAAGCUAUUAUUGCUAAUAACCCGGAGAGCACUUUUGGCGAGAUAUCCCGCAUAGUGGGCAACGAGUGGCGCUCUCUCCCCGCGUCCACUAAACAGAGCUGGGAGGAGCGCGCGGCCAAGUGCAACGAGGAGACCAGCGCCAAGCUCGCCGACGAGAUGCGCGAGCUCACGCAACACCCAUCUUGGAGUAAAGUGAUGGAGAUGACGUACGAGUGUCAGUGGGACACGUGCGACUUGCAGUUCGAAGAGCUGUCCGACUGCAUGGAGCAUUGCGUCGGGGACUGCAGCAGCACGGCAACCUCCUCCGGCCACGUGCAAACGCACUACCGCGGCUCUCACACGGAAUACCCGUGUCUGUGGCGCAACUGUGCGCGCGUGCGCAAGGGGCAGGCGCCCUUCCCCAACCUGGCGCGCCUGGUGAAGCACGUGCGCGACCUGCACAUCAACAAGAGCAACGGCAAGCCGCGCGCGCACCACGAGCGGGCCAGGAACUUCGUGCCGUCGUCCAAGAAGCCCCAGAAGCAGUACACGGCUGUGCGCAGCGGCGUCAUGUCGCCCGGAGGCUCCCUCUCAGCCAUGUCGCCGGCGUGCCGCGACACGCCGUCGCCGUCGGAGGCGCCGUCGUUCGCGCCGCGCCACGCGCCGCCGCUGUUCGUCACCGCGCCGCCGCGCUCGCAGCGCCUGCAGCACUCUGAUGCUUACAUACGAUACAUUGAGGGUCUGCACUCUGACCAGAAGUACAUCACUCCGUGGGAGAAAUCCUUGACUCCGAUGCCUCUCAACCCAGACCCGGCUCACUUCAACAUGAGCAAGUUGCCGGCUCAUUGGAUGACCGAAGACGCCGUUAACGGAUACUUGGCUCAGGACAAGAGUCUGUCAGAGACUGACAUACAGAAGAUGGAUCAAAAUACUAAAGUGUUGAAAGGGCUCUGCGCUCUAAGAGAUUUCAUGAUGCGAGACGCCUUCAAUAUUCAUAAGCAUUACAAUAUUAGCACUUAAGGUUUGGGUAUGUGGUGAUUUGAGGCAAUCAUAUUAUUAUGCACUGUGCAUGUUUAGAUAGUAAGGAAAUCAUUUUUAUUUGUCGCUGAUUUUAUGACUAACUUUGAAGAAUAAAUGCAUUUUAUAUAAGAACUAAAA